AUGGCCUUGCAUAUGGCCAGGAUUCAUCUCGACGCCCAUAUAUGUACUCCGUCCGACUUGUAUCAGAAGGGCGUCGCCCGCGUUACACAGCUCCAGGCCAUGGACGCUUUCGGCAUCGCCUAUUGUCGAGCGUUUGGUGGAAACACGGAAUCCCGCAUCCCUGUAGUAUUGCCGAGCGAUGACGAUCUUCAUCGAGGCUACUCCGGAAAAGUGCUUGUCUUGAGCUUUGAUGCCGCUAGAAGAAGCUCCUGGAACAGCCAGCCAGCCCAAUCAAUCAAGGUGCCUUACCUAUGGAGGAAAGUGAUUGAGAACAUCCACGUCCAGCUACCGACGGACCGAUGUCAGAUAAUCGCGGUAGGUCAGCCAGACUAUACUACUGUACUGUACAAUCAACAUGACACCCUGGUGUCUGCUCUCUCAACAUCGAGCUCCUGGUGGUGUACGAGCACUCGUGGCUCCCCUGCUCUUCGACUGGCCCUCGAAGCGCAGCAUGGACCAGUCACUGGUUUGACGGGUUGGGCUCUCCUGCGGGAGGAUAGCAAGCGGCACAGCAAGUUUGGCCUCGAGACUCCUCCGUCGGCGCUGGGCAACGAGAUGGCGGCUGCUGUCCGCGCUUUGGACUGCCACACCGCGAAUUGCAUAUAG
Molecule: messenger RNA, 645 nt
Organism: Trichoderma virens Gv29-8
Lineage: Eukaryota; Fungi; Ascomycota; Sordariomycetes; Hypocreales; Hypocreaceae
Exons: 3
Coding region: 1-645 (214 amino acids)
Source: RefSeq, a predicted model, not a curated record